CACCUGACUAUUGUGUUCAGCCUGUCUAGUGUUUCAGCCUUGGUCACCGCCUGCCACCGGCCAUGCAGAUGCAGCGCCAGGCCCUCCGCACCCCCGGCGGCGUCGCUGGGCGGUGCCCCGCGCGGGUGUCGUGCGUGGCAGCGCCCCCCACACCCUCCAGGACCCCAGCCAGCACUGGCGCGGUGAAGCGCGCCAUGACCAUGACCGAGAAGAUCCUGGCCAAGCACUCUGACAAGGCGUCUGUGACGCCUGGCGACAAUGUGUGGACCAAGGUGGAUAAACUGAUGACGCACGACGUGUGCGGGCCCGGCACCUUUGGCAUCUUCCAGCAGGAGUUUGGAGACGCGGCAGAGGUGUGGGACCCCGAGCGCGUGGUCAUCAUCCCGGACCACUACAUCUUCACCGCCGACCCGCGCGCCAACCGCAACGUGGACAUCCUGCGCGACGUGGCGCAGCGCUACGGCAUCAAGUACUUUUACGACAUCAAGGACCGGGGCGACUUCCGGGCCAACCCCGACUACAAGGGAGUGUGCCACGUGGCGCUGGCGCAGGAGGGCCACUGCAAGCCCGGCGAGGUGCUGUUUGGCACCGACUCCCACACCUGCAAUGCCGGCGCCUUUGGCCAGUUUGCCACGGGGGUGGGCAACACCGACGCCGGCUUCAUCCUGGGCACCGGCAAGCUGCUGAUCAAGGUGCCGCCCACCAUGCGCUUUGCGCUGGAUGGCCAGAUGCCGCCCUGGCUGCUGGCCAAGGACCUCAUCCUGCACAUCAUCGGGGAGAUCAGCGUGGCGGGCGCCACGUACCGCUCCAUGGAGUUUGUGGGCGAUGCGGUGAGCCAGAUGAACAUGGAGGAGCGCAUGACGGUGUGCAACAUGGUGGUGGAGGCGGGCGGCAAGAACGGCGUGUGCCCCGCCGACCAGACCACCUUUGAUUACGUGGAGUCGCGCACCAGCGAGCCCUACGAGGCCGUCUACUCUGACGACACCGCCUCCUACUUUGCGGACUACCGGUUUGAUGUGAGCAAGCUGGAGCCGGUGGUGGCGGCGCCGCACAGCCCCGACAACCGCAAGCUGGCUCGGGAGUGCCGCGACGUCAGGGUUGACCGCGUCUACAUCGGCUCCUGCACCGGCGGCAAGACCGAGGACUUCAUGGCUGCCGCCAAGCUGCUGCACGGCGCGGGGGGCGAGGUCAAGGUGCCCACCUACCUGGUGCCCGCCACGCAAAAGGUGUGGGGGGACGUGUACACGCUGCCCGUGCCCGGCUGCGACGGCAAGACGGCGGCGCAGAUCUUCGAGGCCGCCGGCUGCGUGACGCCCGCGGCGCCCAGCUGCGCGGCCUGCCUGGGCGGCCCUCGCGACACCUUUGCGCGCAUGAACGAGCCGGAGGUGUGCGUGUCCACCACCAACCGCAACUUCCCCGGCCGCAUGGGCCACAAGGAGGGCCAGAUCUACCUGGCCUCGCCCUACACCGCAGCCGCCUCCGCCCUCGCCGGCCACGUCGCAGACCCCCGGGACUUCAUGGCCUGAGCCUUGGCCUGACCGCGUGGCUGGCUGGCUGGGGGGCAUGGGAAGCCCCGCUGCUCUGCAGCUCCGCGGGGCGGAGGCCCCCAGACCAGCUGCGUGAACCACUGCCCCGCACUUCCGUGCCGGGCAGCCUUGCUCAGGCAGCCGCUGCCAUUUGCAGCCCUGCACCCUGGGACUUUAAUAUUCGCUUGUUGCCACUCACAGCAGCUUGUUGGCUCUCUCACAGACUAACAAAGAAUUCAGUGAAACCACAUCAGAUGUAAUUAGGACCUGUC
Molecule: messenger RNA, 1798 nt
Organism: Chlorella variabilis
Lineage: Eukaryota; Viridiplantae; Chlorophyta; Trebouxiophyceae; Chlorellales; Chlorellaceae
Exons: 7
Coding region: 63-1526 (487 amino acids)
Biological process (GO): amino acid biosynthetic process
Molecular function (GO): 3-isopropylmalate dehydratase activity; 4 iron, 4 sulfur cluster binding
Source: RefSeq, a predicted model, not a curated record